AAUGACAACUUGGGAGUUCUGGGGAUGUAGUUUCCUGGCCUUUGGGCCUCCAUUUGCAAUGUUUGUCUUCACCGUUGCUCAUGACUCUGUCCGAAUCAUUAUCAUGAUCUUGAGCUGUUUCUUCUGGUUGGUGGCUUUGCUAUUGUCUGGGCUACUUUGGUUUGCUGUGGUUCCCUUACGAGAAGAGCUUGCCUUUGGUCUCAUCUUCUCAGUGGUUUUCCAAGAGGUAUCAAGAGGUUUGCUCUAUUUACUUCUUGUAAAAGCAGAGAAAGGUCUGGAAAACAUUGGUAGUGGACCUCCCCUCCUCAGUAGUGAACAACGUCACAUACUUGCAUAUGUGUGCGGAUUUGGGUUUGGAGUUAUGAGCGGCUUGUUUGCCCUGGUGAAUGUCCUCAGAGACAUGACAGGUCCAGGCACUGUUGGCCUGUUUGGAGACUCCAAUUACUUCUUCCUUGUAUCCACAUUUUUAAGUCUUUGCUUUGUACUCCUUCAUACUGCUUGGGGAGUCAUCUUCUUUGAUGGCCUCUUCAUGAAGAAGUACUGGCAGCCUUCACUUGUAAUUGUGGCUCAUCUCAUCUCCUCAUCU
This is a messenger RNA of Darwinula stevensoni, 586 nucleotides long. The record is from the annotation of a GenBank genome assembly. Lineage: Eukaryota; Metazoa; Arthropoda; Ostracoda; Podocopida; Darwinulidae.